This is a messenger RNA of Armigeres subalbatus, 443 nucleotides long. Its product is annotated as cuticle protein 19-like. The coding region runs from base 1 to 393 and encodes 130 amino acids. The transcript is spliced from 2 exons. Lineage: Eukaryota; Metazoa; Arthropoda; Insecta; Diptera; Culicidae. Gene Ontology annotation, cellular component: extracellular matrix. The record is from RefSeq and is a predicted model, not a curated record.
AUGUUCAAAAUAAUCCUUGUCAUUGCGUUUGCAGUACUGGUUGCGGCGGAACAAUACGAAGACCAUCACUCCCAUCCAAAGUAUAAAUUUGAAUAUGGCGUAAAGGAUUUCCACACCGGGGAUAACAAAGAUCAGUGGGAACAUCGGGAUGGUGACAUUGUGGAAGGACAAUACACGCUGCAGGAAGCUGAUGGUACAAAACGCAUCGUGGAGUACACGUCAGACAAGCAUCACGGAUUCCAGGCUCAUGUAAAACGUGUUGGUCACGCGCAUCAUCCGCAAAUUUAUGGACAUCACUCGGAUGGACACCAUGCGUCUGGCAGCGAACUUGGUGGACACGAUCAUCACGGUCACGCCAGUAGUUAUGCCAAUUUGUAUCAACACCAUCAUUAAGACAUGUGCCAUGAAUUUUGAGGAAAUAAAUCUUAUCGGAAUAAAUCUAA